UUGGGGCCCUCCCUGGGCAAGGGCGGCCCACAGUCACUCCAUCCAUGAACCUGGGGCUGGCAGGGUCGCUGGAGAUCCAGCUAGCACUGGAGACCGUUAUCCAGACCCUGGAGAGUAGUGUCCUCAGUCCAGGCCUGGAGAAAGGUCGGAGCGUGCAGGACCUGGCCCAGGGCUCUCCGCUGAGCUGCCUGCCCGCCUGUAUCAGGAAGACUGUCACCCACAACCUCACCCAGCCCAAGAGCCCAGUCCCUGCACCGGCUCUGGAGAUGGCCUCACUGCUGUCGCUGCAGGAGGAGAACCAGCUGCUGCAGCAGGAGCUGUCUCGCGUGGAGGACCUGCUGGCGCAGAGCCGCGCUGAGCACGAUGAGCUGGCCAUUAAGUACACCGCCGUCAGUGAGAGACUGGAGCAGGCGAUGCGGCUGGAGUCUGGAGAGCUGGAGACACAGGAGCCCAGGGGGCUGGUUCGGCAGAGCGUGGAGCUUCGGAGGCAGCUUCAGGAGGAGCAGGCCUCCUACCGGCGCAAGCUGCAGGCCUACCAGGAGGGCCAACAGCGGCAGGCUCAGCUGGUGCAGCGGCUGCAGGCCAAGAUUCUCCAGUACAAGACGAAGUGCUCAGAGCUAGAGCAGCAGCUGCUGGAACGAUCCACAGAGCUGGAACGGCAGCGGCUGAAGGACACGGAGCACAGCCAAGACCUGGAGAGCGCCCUCUUGCGCCUGGAGGAGGAACAGCAGAGAAGCGCCAGUCUGGCCCAGGUGAACGCCAUGCUACGAGAACAGUUGGACCAGGUGGGCACGGCCAACAAGGCUCUCAGCGAGGAUAUACGCAAGGUGACCAGCGACUGGACACGCAGCCGGCAGGAGCUGGAGCAGCGGGAGGCAGCUUGGAGGCGUGAGGAGGAGUCCUUCAAUGCCUACUUCAAUAGCGAGCACAGCCGCCUGCUGCUCCUCUGGAGGCAGGUGGUGGGGCUCCGGCGGCUGGUCAGCGAGGCGAAGAUGUACACAGAGAGGGACCUGCUGCAGCUGGGAGGGGAGAUGGCCCGGACAUCGCGGGCUGUGCAGGAGGCCAGCCUGGGGCUGAGUGCUGGCCUGCAGCUGGCUGAGAGCCGGGCGGAGGCAGCACUAGAAAAGCAGACACUGCUGCAAACACAGCUGGAAGAACAGCUACGGGACCAGGUGCUGCGCGAGAAGGACCUGACCCAGCAGCAGGCACAGAAUGACCUGGACAAAGCCAACCUCAGCACCCGAGUGACAGAGCUGGCUCUGGCAGUGGAGCGUCUCCAGAGCCAGAACCUGGAGAAGGAUCGGGUCAACAAGGCCCUGUCCGAGAAGCUGGAGGCCCUGGAGUCUCUGAGGCUACAGGAGCAGGUGGCCGUGGAGACAGAUGAUGGAGAGGGGCUGCAGCAGACCCUGAGGGACCUGGCACAGGCGGUCCUGUCGGACCCGGAGAGCGGCGUCCAACUCAGCGGCUCUGAGCGCACGGCCGACGCCUCCGAUGGCAGCCUGCGGGGCCUCUCCGGCCCGCGGACCCCGUCCCCGCCGCGCCGCUCCUCGCCAGGCCGCGGCCGUUCUCCCCGCCGAGGCCCAUCUCCCGCCUGCUCGGACUCCUCCACGCUCGCCCUCAUCCACUCCGCCCUGCACAAGCGCCAGCUACAGGUCCAGGACAUGCGCGGGCGCUACGAGGCGAGCCAGGACCUGCUGGGCACCCUGCGGAAGCAGCUUGGCGACUGCGAGGGUGAGCGGCGCGCCCUGGAGGAGCAGCUCCAGCGCCUGCGGGACAAGGCGGAGGAAGCCGCCCGGGCCCACGAGGACUCCCAGCGCGAGGCCCAGCGUCUUCGCAGCGCCAAUGACCUCCUGAGCAGGGAGAAGGGUAGCCUGGCCCACAGUCUGCAGGUGGCCCAGGAGCAGGCUGAGGAGCUGCGGCAGGAGCUGGAGAAGCUGCAGGCUGCUCAGGAGGAGCUGCGGCGUCAGCGAGACCGCCUGGAGGAGGAGCAGGAGGAGACGGUGCAGGAUGGCGCCCGGGCCCGCAGGGAGCUGGAGCGUAGCCACAGACAGCUGGAGCAGCUGGAAUUAAAGCGCUCGGGGCUGGCAAAGGAGCUGGUGGAGGUGCGGGAGGCGCUGAGCUGUGCCUCCCUACAGCGGGACGUGCUGCAAGCUGAGAAGGCCGAGGUGGCCGAGGCACUGACCAAGGCAGAGGCUGGUCGUGUGGAGCUCGAGCUGUCCAUGACUAAGCUGAGGGCAGAAGAGGCCUCUCUGCGGGAUGCCUUGUCCAAGCUGAGUACCCUCAACGAGAGCCUCGCCCAGGACAAGCUGGGGCUGAAUCAUGUUGUUGCCCGGCUGGAGGAGGAGAAGGCGACUUUGCUGGGGAGGCAGCGACAGGCAGAGCAUGAAGCCACCUUGGCUCUGGAAGAGCAGCGGCGCCUGGAGCAGCUGCGGCUAGAGCAGGAGGUGGAGCGGCAGGGCCUGGAGGGCUCCCUGCACUCCGCUGAACAGGCCCGGGACGCGCUGGAGCAGCAGCUCCACGUGCUGCGUGGCGCACACAGCCGGCUUCAGGAGCAGCUGGCCCAGCUCUCCCGGCAGCUGAGCGGGAGGGAACAGGAGCUGGAGCAGGCCCAGCGGGAGUCACAACGGCAGGUGGAGGCACUGGAGCGAGCAGCCCGGGAGAAGGAGGCGGUGGCCAAGGAACAAGCCAGCCUGGUUGUGCAGCUGGCAGCGGCGGAGCGCGAAGGCCGGACCCUGGCAGAGGAGGCCACGCGUCUGCGUUUGGAGAAAGAAGCCCUGGAGAGCAGCCUGUUUGAGGUGCAACGGCAGCUGGCCCAGCUCGAAGCACGCCGUGAGCAGCUGGAAGCCGACGGGCAGGCCCUGCUGGUGGCCAGGGAAACCCUGACUGGGGAGCUGGCAGGCCUGCGGCAGCAGGUAACAAACACAGAGGAGAAGGCAGCGCUGGACAAGGAGCUCCUGGCCCAGAAGCUGAUGCAGGCGGAGCGAGAAGCCCAAGCCUCUCUACGGGAGCAGCGGGCAGCCCACGAAGAGGACUUGCAGCGACUCCAUCGAGAGAAGGAGGCGGCCUGGAGGGAGCUUCAGGCAGAGCGGGCCCAGCUGCAGGGCCAGCUGCAGCGGGAGCGAGAGGAGCUGCUGGCCCGGCUGGAGGCUGAGAAGGAGGAGCUGAGUGAGGAGAUCGCAGCCCUGCAGCAGGAGCGCGACGAGGGCCUGCUCCUGGCUGAGAGCGAGAAGCAGCAGGCCCUGUCUCUGAAGGAGUCUGAGAAGACAGCGCUGUCCGAGAAGCUCGUGGGGACACAGCACAGCCUGGCUGCCAUCUCCCUAGAGAUGGAGCGGCAAAAACGAGAUGCACAGAGCCGGCAGGAGCAGGACCGGAGCACUGUGAAUGCCCUUAUGUCUGAACUUCGGGACCUUCGGGCCCAGCUUGAAGAGGCCGCUGCUGUCCAUGCCCAGGAGGUACAGAGGCUGCAGGAGCAGGCCCGGGACCUGGGCAGGCAGCGUGAGUCCUGUCUGCGUGAGGCAGAAGAGCUCCGGACUCAGCUGCGCCUGCUGGAGGCCGCGCGGGAUGGGCUGCGGCGGGAGCUGCUGGAGACGCAGCGCAAGGUGCGCGACAGUCAGGAGAGCCUGGAGGCCCAGCGCCAGGAGGCCGGCGAGCUGCGGCGCAGCCUGAGCGAGGGUGCCAAGGAGCGUGAGGCUCUGCGGCACUCCAAUGAGGAGCUCCGGGCGGCCGUGAGGAGGGCUGAGAGCGAGCGCAUCAGCUUGAAGCUGGCCAACGAGGACAAGGAGCAGAAGCUGACACUCCUGGAGGAGGCGCGGGCAGCCGUGGGCAAGGAGGCAGGGGAUCUGCGCUUGGGGCUGCAGGAGGUAGAGCGCUCAAGGCUGGAGGCGCGGCGGGAGCUGCAGGAGCUGCGGCGGCAGAUGAAGAUGCUGGACAGUGAGAACGCCAGGCUGAGCCAGGAGCUGGCAGAGCUGCAGGGCCGCCUGGCCCUGGGGGAGCGGGCGGAGAAGGAGAGCCGGAGAGAGGCCCUGGGCCUGCGGCAGAAGCUACUGAAGGGCGAGGCCAGUGUGGAGGCCGCGCGGCAGGAGCUCCAGGGAUGCCAGCGGAAGCUGCAGGAACAGGAGUCAGAGUUCAGGGCCCGGGAGCGGGGCCUGCAAGGCUCCCUGGAAGAGGCGCGCGGGGCGCAGAAGAAACAUUUGGACCAAGCUCGCAGCCUGGAGCUCAAGCUAGAGACAGCGCGGGCCGAGGUCGCCGAGCUGGGGCUGCGGCUGAGCGCAGCCGAGGGCCGGGCGCAGGGCCUGGAAGCAGAGCUGGCUCGCGUGGAAGCGCAGCGGCGCACCGCGGAGGCCCAGCUGAGCGGCCUACGCUCGGCCCUGCGCCGAGGUCUGGGUCUGGGCCGCUUGCCCAGCCCCGCCCCGCGCCCGGUGCCGGGCUCCCCAGCCCGAGACUCGCCUGCGGGAGGAAGCGGAGAAGGGCCCAGCAGCCCCUUGGAACACAGCCCUGGGUCUCAGCCACCAUCCCCAGGACCUGCUGUCUCUCCAGGGCUUCCAGACCUGGAGCCAGAGGCAGUGCGGGGUGCUCUCCGGGACUUCCUGCAGGAGCUGCGGGGUUCCCAGCGAGAGCGGGAUGAGCUUCGAUCUCAGACCAGCACCCUCAGCCGACAGCUGGCUGAGGCAGAGGCUGAGAGGGACAGUGCAGCUUCAAGGGCCAGGCAGCUGCAGAAGGCAGUGGCCAAGAGCGAGGAAGCCCGGCGCAGUGUGGAUGGGCAGCUGAGCGGGGCCCAGGCAGAACUGGCGCUGAAGGAGGAGAGCGUGCGGCGCAGUGAGCGGGAGCGCAGGGCCACGCAGGACCAGGUGGCUGCCCUGGAGAGAAGCCUGCGGGCCACUGAGAACGAGCUCCAGGCCAGCCAGGAGAAGAUAAACAAGAUGAAGGCCAAUGAGGUGAAGCUGGAGAGCGACAAGCGGCGCCUGAAGGAGGUGCUGGACGCCUCUGAGAGCCGCACCAUUAAGCUGGAGCUUCAGCGGCGAGCGCUGGAGGGCGAGCUGCAGCGGAGUCGCCUGGGCCUCAGUGACCGCGAGGCCCAUGCCCAGGCCCUGCAGGACCGGGUGGACUCCCUACAGAGACAGGUGGCCGACAGCGAAGUGAAGGCAGGGACCCUGCAGCUGACAGUGGAGCGGCUGAAUGGGGCCUUGGCCAAGAUGGAGGCAAGUGAAGGGGUCCUGCGGGACAAAGUACAGAGCCUGACACAGGCCCUGGCCCAGAGCAACACCAGCCUCUCUAGCACCCAAGACAAGAACCUGCAGCUGCAGAAGGCACUGACCGCUUGUGAACAUGAGCGCCAGGUGCUCCAGGAACGGAUGGACGCUGCCCGGCAGGCACUGUCAGAAGCUCGGAAGCAGAGCAGCUCUUUGGGUGAGCAGGUGCGGACAGCAAGGGGUGAACUGGCCGACCUGGAAUUGCAGCGCGCGGAGGCAGAGGGCCAGCUGCAACAGCUGAAGGAGGUGUUACGGCAGCGGCAAGAGGGCGAGACUGAGGCGCUGCACACGGUGCAGAAGCUGCAGGAUGAGCGGCGGCUGUUGCAGGAGCACCUGGGCAGCCUGCAGAGGGCCCUGGCCCAGCUGGAAUCCGAGAAGCGGGAGGUGGAGCGCUCCGCCUCGCGGCUGGAGAAGGACCGCAUGGCCCUCCGGAGGAUGCUGGACAAGGUGGAGCGGGAGAAGCUACGCAGCCACGAGGACACGGUGCGGCUGAGCGCAGAGAAGGGUCGCCUGGACCGCACGCUCACCGGGGCUGAGCAGGAGCUGGCCAAGGCCCAGAGGCACAUCCAGCAGCUGGAGGCUCAGAUGGUGGCCCUAGAGCAGAACCACACUCCGGCCCAGCUGGAGGCAGAUGAGCAACAGCAGCUAGAGCUGCAGCAGGAGACGGGGCGCCAGGUGCAGACCCAGCGUGCCCACCGCCAGCAGGUACUGGGGCUGGAGGACCAGGUGUCCACAGUGAAGGGACAGCUGCAGCUUUGAAGGGGCUCAGUGUCCUCCCCAUCCUCUGGCUCCCUUGAGAAAUGAGCCUCUGCCCGGCUGGAAUCCUCAGAGCAGCCGUGCUGAGUAGGACACGGUCUCAAGUCAGACCUCUGCAGUGCAGGCCACCCAGGGCCUGGCCUGUUGCUGCCUGGCAGUGCUGAUGGAUGGACAGCAGCUCCAGGCCACACCCAUCAGUAGCUUCCUGGUGUCCCUCGGUGACCCACUUCACUCCAGCCCCUGUGCCAGGAUGAGGCACUCAAGUUUGUGCAAGAGCCUCCCCUGAGCGGGUGAGCCAAAGCCAGGCGUCAGGGACAGCCCUAGUCUCUGGCCAGCCCAGAGCAGGGCCUCAUGGGAACAGGCAGGGAGCCAGGGCCUGGUUGGCUCCCAGCGAUCUCUCUGCCUCAGUUCAGAGCAUUUGUCAGAAAAUUGCUCAGAGAGCUCAGAAUGCUUGUAUUUUUGUACCUUUUUAUAAUGUUAACUGGUAAGAACUUGUG
Messenger RNA from Octodon degus (degu), 6502 nucleotides. RefSeq names its product ciliary rootlet coiled-coil, rootletin (gene Crocc). Gene Ontology annotation, biological process: centrosome cycle. The coding region runs from base 45 to 6008 and encodes 1987 amino acids. Lineage: Eukaryota; Metazoa; Chordata; Mammalia; Rodentia; Octodontidae. The record is from RefSeq and is a predicted model, not a curated record. The transcript is spliced from 37 exons.